Molecule: messenger RNA, 864 nt
Organism: Sinocyclocheilus rhinocerous
Lineage: Eukaryota; Metazoa; Chordata; Actinopteri; Cypriniformes; Cyprinidae
Gene: syngr2b
Product: synaptogyrin 2b
Exons: 4
Coding region: 44-754 (236 amino acids)
Cellular component (GO): neuromuscular junction; synaptic vesicle membrane
Source: RefSeq, a predicted model, not a curated record
UACAGUGAUUCUGAAGUUUGUCUGAUCUUUGUGACACAUUUGCAUGAAAACACAUCGGCGGAGGCGUGUGGCCGCGACCUCUUCCUGCUCUCAAUGUUUCCAUCCUCCUCUCGCUGCACGCUCAUCCAUUUCACAUUUAUUCCUCUUUCAGGUGUUCGCCAUUGUGGUGUUUGCCUCCAUAACCGCCGAAGGUUACGUGAACAGCAACGUUGAAGCACAGGUGAAGUGCGUCUUCAACAGGAAUGAAGGGGCCUGUCAUUACGGCGUGGGCAUCGGCGUCAUCUCCUUCCUGGCCUGCUUCGCCUUCCUAUUGGCUGAUGCGCUCUUGCCUUUGAUGAGCAAUGCUCGGGAGAGGAAGUACGUGGUGAUGGCUGAUCUGGGCUUCUCAGCUACCUGGACGUUCCUGUGGUUUGUGUGUUUCUGUCUCUUGGCGGAUCAGUGGUCAAAGUCCCAAGACACCAGCGGCAUCCCUACAGACGCCGUCCACGCCAUCAUCGCCUUCUCAUUCUUCUCCAUCGUAUCGUGGGGAGCGUUAACGUACUUCGCCCUGAUAAGGUUUCGUCAGGGCGUUGCAGACGUGACCCAGAACUACGCCGAUCCGCCAGCGGACCCCACUUCACCAUAUCCCACCACCUACACACCACCCACAUAUCCGUCCUUCCAGAACACCGGUCCAGACAUCUUCCAGCAGCCGCCCAUCGCACCGAACCCUGACCCAUCCGGCCAGAGCAGCUACCAGCCGCCUGUCUACUGACCCCUGACCUGCACAGAAACCUGAAACACGACACCAGGUCACGUGACGCCGCAGGCAGCCAAUAGGAGACUGUUUGGCAUUUAACAUGUGGCCUUAAAGGGAUAGUUCAC